Molecule: messenger RNA, 2010 nt
Organism: Micropterus salmoides (largemouth bass)
Lineage: Eukaryota; Metazoa; Chordata; Actinopteri; Centrarchiformes; Centrarchidae
Gene: cav4a
Exons: 3
Coding region: 214-771 (185 amino acids)
Biological process (GO): caveola assembly
Cellular component (GO): caveola
Molecular function (GO): molecular adaptor activity
Source: RefSeq, a predicted model, not a curated record
GAGUAUUUAUAUCCCCCACUCACACAGCACAGGAAAAUGAUCUUCACUUGAAAGACCAUCUGCAAAUACCAUCCAGGGCACUGUAAUGUUCCCAAUAUAACUUCACUGCCAGCUGAGGGGUCCGGUCAGCGACCUCAGUCUGAGCUGUAAGGGAAGUGACAGGCACCCACUCUGCUCGCCGGAUUGUGUUUUCUUCACGUUUGGAAGGACACCAUGAUGAAAGGGGAAGAUUCAGAGGAAGUAGAGAUUGACUUGGGGGACUCCAGUGACCCUGAUGAAUUUGAUAAUGGGGAGGAACCUCAGAUGCUGUGGAAGGCCCCUCCUGCUUUGGAAGAAGAGGAAAACAUUCACACAUCUACCCUAGUGGAAAUCAGUGAUACCAAACCUCUGAUUAAUGUCAGAGACCCUCGUGGUAUCAAUGACUGCCUCAAGGUGACGUUUGAGGAUGUGAUCGCUGAGCCGGUGUCUGUGCGAAGUGGGGACAGAGUAUGGAUCUGGAGUAAUGCCCUGUUUGAGGUGUCUAGGGUUUGGAUCUACAGGAUAGUCACAGUGCUUCUGGCAAUUCCCAUGUCAAUUAUCUCUGGUUUCCUGUUUGCAAUCCUCAGCUGCUUUCACAUCUGGAUGGUUGGUCCUUGUAUCCAGUGUAUCUUUAUUGGCACACGCUGGCUGCAGAGCCUGUGGACCAUUGUGCUUAGCAUCAUUCUGCGUCCCUUCUUCAAGAGCGCUGCAAGAUGCUGUGGAGGUUUCAGUAUUCACCUGGCCAAAGAAUGAGAGUCAUACAUCUGCACUGGGAUUGUUCAAUAUGCGCACAAGUGCACUGGUGUUCUAGUGGACUGAGCUGAAGUGUGCGUUGAUAUUUGAGUCUUUAAUAUUUAAUUCAUAAUAAAAUGUUUAUAAUUACAUGUUUUUCACAGUCAAGAUAGCUUUGGUCAAAGUCCAAAGUAUUUGCUGGCCCUUUUUAAUGAUUUUAACGGCUUACAACUGCUUACUUACUUGUGACCUGACAGUGACAAAAAGAAGGAGAUGUAAUUCUUACUUUCAUCCUCCCCUAAGUGAAAUUGCUCUGGAGAGACCAAAUAGAGGAUCAGACUUCUUAAAAACUGGGAUCAGUGUAAAAAAAUGGAGUCUCUAAAAUAACUUCCGUUCCAGUGAUUGAUUUGAUGAAAAUGAAACUGCUGAAAGUGAACCUUUUGGUUGAAUGCAGCACAUCAUAAAGGUUACGCCUCUGGAUUAGUAUUUACAAUUUGGAGUAAUUUCAUCAUAAUUAAUUAUGCAAUUUGAAUGUUGUAUAGUCUUUAUGUCAUAAUACUUUUUAAGAGGUUAGAGUUAUGUAUAUUUUUUUUACAUUUUAUGCUGUAGUUUAGAGUUAAAGCUCAAUGAACAUAAAUGUACAACUACUAGGAUCUAAUUUUAAUUGUAGUUAAGCUGCUGACACCUAAGAAUAUUUAGUUCUGCAGAAAAGAAGACCCACUUAUCUUAGAUAUAUUCUGAGGAAAUGGCAAUAAAAGCUACGGAUUCAAGUAUUUGACUGUUAAAAUGAAAAAUAUAUUUCUCUAUACAGAAAACAUUAUCAUUGUGGUGGCCGAGGGUUUAAUCUGGAUUAGUAUUGCAUCCUACAGACAUGUUAUAUCCUAUAUAUGAGUUAGGAAACAAAAUCUACCUCCAAAGAACUAUGAAGCCAUUACAGCAAUUGUAACUCAUUAAUUCUCCACAUUGUAAUGAUAAAACAGAUAUUAAAAUCAUUGUCACCACCAUUGUUACACCACUAUUGCAUGGAUAAUAUGAAGGACAGCAGGACUGGGCUUAUAGUGAUUUGUAGGCUUUACAAUAUAAUGACCAUUUAUUCAGGGUCAAUUGUUUUAAGCUUGAAAGCAAAUGUUCUUGCGAAGUUGUGUAUUUAGUGAGAUAGGCUUUAUAUAGGUUUAUAUGAGCAACCUUCGAGUAUUACUUUUUUCUUUAAUUUCGUGUGUGGAUGGAAAUUAAUAAAACAUCCUACAUGAUCUCACCAUA